Messenger RNA from Racocetra persica, 459 nucleotides. The record is from the annotation of a GenBank genome assembly. NCBI's taxonomy places the organism in Eukaryota, Fungi, Glomeromycota, Glomeromycetes, Diversisporales, Gigasporaceae.
GAAAAAGACAUUGAUUUAAUUAAAGACAAGUCACCAGAAUGGUCAGUAUAUGACGAUUGCUAUGGAUCUGAGGGAGAAUUUUGUAAAUCUUGUAGUUGUUCUGUAUGCAAAUGGAAAGGUGAUCCAGGCUGCAUCCUGUUAUGUAAUGGUUGUGAAAAAGGUUUUCAUACGAGAUGUUUAAAGCCUCUGCUUAAAAGAAUACCUGCUAGAAAAUGGUAUUGUAAUGAAUUGAAUGUUUCAAUAAUCCAAUUGGAUAUUAAUGCUCAGCGAAUAGUUGAAAUAGAGAAUACUCUAGUAAUCCAAUCUGAUAUUAACACUCAGGAAUCAAUCCUACAACAUGACAAUUCUCGAAGUUCACUUUUCCUGCACUUAGAGAAUCAAAUCAAAGAUCUAAUUGACCAUGAAGAUAAUAUGUCAAACGAAAAUGAUAUGUCAUUUGAAGACAGUCAGUCUCUACAA